Molecule: messenger RNA, 1898 nt
Organism: Ochotona princeps (American pika)
Lineage: Eukaryota; Metazoa; Chordata; Mammalia; Lagomorpha; Ochotonidae
Gene: TCFL5
Product: transcription factor like 5
Exons: 6
Coding region: 125-1618 (497 amino acids)
Biological process (GO): regulation of DNA-templated transcription; spermatogenesis
Cellular component (GO): nucleus
Molecular function (GO): protein dimerization activity; RNA polymerase II cis-regulatory region sequence-specific DNA binding; DNA-binding transcription factor activity, RNA polymerase II-specific
Source: RefSeq, a predicted model, not a curated record
CGGUGGCCGGCGCUGCGUCCGGCGUCCGCUCGGGCCGGGUGGCCGCUGCCCCGCCCGCGUCCCGCGUCCCGCGUCGGCCGCCCGCGCCCCGCGCCCCGCCGCCGUUGGGCCGCGCCGCGCCGCCAUGUCGGGCCCCGGGCCGCGGGAGCAGCCGCCGCCUGAGGCGGGCGCGGCGGGCGGCGACGCGGGCCCCGAGGGCGCGGGCGGCGGGGACGCGGCGCUGGGCGAGCCGGGGCUGAGCUUCACCACCACGGACCUGAGCCUGGUGGAGAUGACGGAGAUCGAGUACACGCAGCUGCAGCACAUCCUCUACUCGCACAUGGAGGCGGCCGACGGCGAGCUCGAGGCGCGCCUCAGCUCGGCACUGCUGGCCGGGCCGGGCGCGGGCGCGGCGGGCGUGGGCGCGCUGGGCGCCGCGCCGCCCGUCUACCCGGUGCUCUGCCCGCCCGCGCUGGCGGCCGACGCGCCCUGCCUGGGCCACAUCGACUUCCAGGAGCUGCGCAUGAUGCUGCUGAGCGAGGCGGGCGCGGCCGACAAGACGCCGGGCGGCGCGGACGCGGCGGGCGCGGGGGCGCGGGCGCGGCCCGACGGUGCCAAGGAGGGCCCCGAGGGCGCGCCCGAGGCGCGGGCCAAGCCGGCCGUGCGCGUCCGCCUGGAGGACCGCUUCAACAGCAUGCCGGCCGAGCCGCCGCCGCCGCCGCCGCCGCCCGCCCCGCGCGGCCCCGAGCCCGCCGAGCAGCCGGGCGUGGCGCUCAACAAUUUGGUGACUCUGAUCCGGCAUCCGUCCGACCUGAUGAAUGCUCCUCUCCAUCAGCACAACAAGUGCACGGCGCUGGUGAAAAACAAGACGGCGGCCGCCACGACGGCGCUGCAGUUCACCUACCCGCUCUUCAGCGGCGGCGCCUGCUCGGCCGCGGGCAGCUCCGGCCUGACGCAAACGCAGAGUUCGGGGAGCUCCUGCUCGGCCGUGGAGGCCGCCAAGCACCAGGACCUUGGGCUGCCGCGCGCCUUCUCUUUCUGUUACCAGCAGGAGAUCGAGUCCACCAAGCAGGCGCUGGGCAGCAGGAGCAAAGCCUUGCCCGAGCAGGUUUGGAUCAAAGUGGGAGAAGAAGCGCUAUGUAAACAAGCAAUCAAUAAGAGGAAUCGAAGUCGGAUGCGGCAGCUGGACACGAACAUGGAACGAAGAGCCCUUGGCGAGAUUCAGAAUGUGGGCGAGGGCGCCCCGGCCGCGCAGGGUGUCUGGCAGGCCUCAGAGUCCUCUCAGUCCACGCUGGGCGAGCAGGCCCCGAGCGGGCCCCCGGGAGGAAGGUCUCAGCGGCGGGAGAGACACAAUCGCAUGGAGAGGGACAGGAGGCGCAGAAUCCGGAUUUGCUGUGACGAGUUGAAUCUCUUGGUUCCGUUUUGCAACGCCGAGACAGACAAGGCGACGACACUUCAGUGGACCACGGCGUUCCUGAAGUACAUCCAGGAAAGACACGGGGAUUCUCUCAAGAAGGAAUUUGAGAGCGUGUUUUGCGGUAAAACUGGCAGAAGGCUAAAGCUGACCAGACCCGACUCCUUGAUGGCCUGUCCAGCACAGGGAAGCCUACAGAGCAGCCCCUCAAUGGAGAUCAAGUGACGGACUGAGCAGGACCCCUGGGACAGGAGCAGCCUCGGCCUGUGACCCCGAGGGGGCCCGGGAUCCUGGAGCUGACCGGCUAACUCAAGGGGGGCUGACCCAGGUGAGGGACUCCUGUCGGGGCUGGUGGUGCGCAGUGUGUCACCUAGCACCCAGCACUGGUCCAUCCAUGUCCUCUGAGACCUUUCGGGGUGACGACAUCUUGACAAUUAGUAAGUAAUUUUUCAAUUAUCUGUCUGAUUCCAUCAUGUUUUCUCAACAUGAUAACUUUGAAAAUGAA